Molecule: messenger RNA, 2051 nt
Organism: Sinocyclocheilus rhinocerous
Lineage: Eukaryota; Metazoa; Chordata; Actinopteri; Cypriniformes; Cyprinidae
Product: complement decay-accelerating factor, GPI-anchored-like
Exons: 11
Coding region: 249-1091 (280 amino acids)
Source: RefSeq, a predicted model, not a curated record
AGCUUCUAGAUUCCCUUCAGAUGUUCAGUCGUAGUACACGCCAAUAUAAGAAGCUCUUUUUCCUUUUAAUUUUCCCGUGUUUCUUUUCCUUUGCAGCGGGAAAGUGACCAAUGAAGAUAAUAUGGGGAAUAUCUUUGUCCGUGUAACUUAGUGCUUUAUCGUUAUUUCAUCAUUUACGUUUUUCUGUCGGUUGUUGUAUAUUCACGACAAGUGUUUGUUGCUGAAAAACAAAAUCUAUUCAAAUAACGAUGACAAGUGUGAAGGCUUGGCCACUGCUUCUACUGCCGUUUUCACUGGUCUCUAUGGGGAAAGCAGAGUGUCCAUUUCCUGUUUUGAAUGGCAAAAUUGUCUUGUCCUCGGAAUCCAUACUGAAGAAUAGCUUCCCAGACAAUUCAGAAGCGUUUGUGGAGUGUGCUAAAGGAUUUGAGAGAGAUGAAGGUCCGACUUCAAUCACCUGUGUGAACGGGGUCUGGAGUCCAGUGAAAUUAACCUGCAAAAAGAUGGAUUGUAGACAACCUGAACUUUCACCACAUAUGACCUACUUCAUCCCUGAUGGAACAUUUUUUGGUGCCUACAUUCAACCCAUAUGUGAGACAGGAUAUGAUCUGGAAGGAUCAAGCCACAGGCAAUGUCUUGUUUCUGGCUGGAGUGGAAGCGCUGAAUGUAUAUUGACAGUAUGCGAAUAUCCAGAUCCAAUUGAGCAUGGCAAGAGGGUUGCACCCAGUGAACCUGUGUUUAAUGAUGUCAUUACAUAUUCCUGCGAUGAUAACUACAUCCUCGUUGGCAACAGCUCCAUUACAUGUGGUGAAUACGGGGUAUAUAGUUCACCACCUCCGGAAUGCAUAGUCAUCAUAACACCGACAAAAGCAAGCACCACCACAAACAAAGCCACAACAGACAUGACAACAGCCUCCACCCGUUCACAUAGAGGACUUGUCAAAAAGCUCACUAUUGGCUUAAGUGCCUUAUUGAGUAUAGCCAUUGCCUUGUUUUGUUUUUUUGGAUGUCGUAAUUUAAAACGCAAAGGUUCAUACAAUACUGGUGAAGAACUGAGGGCAAAAGAAGAGUUAUUGCUAAAUCAAAGUGUCUAAACUCAAGGUAUCCACCCAUAUCUGAAUCUUCAUUAGCUUAAUGGCAAACAAUCGGACGGCUCCUUUGCUUUAGCGUUAUUCCUGCACAUGGAUUCAUUGAAGUUUCAAGUUUUUAACUUUUUUUUGUUGUUGUAUUUUAUAAACUAGAUAUUGUAUUUAUUUAUAAAUGCUACAAAAUGUUUUGCUUUUAGAAAUAUAUUAGUUAUUGGUAAAAGCACAAGAUUAUAUUUUUGUAUAUUUGAAUAAAGAUUGUUUUUUAAGUACUUGGGUGUGUUUCUUUUUUCCCCAGGAUGACUGAAUCCUGACCUCUAAAUUUCCCCAUCUUGUUACCAAGAAUCCACCCAAAAGAAUCUCUGGCACGUUUCCACUCGUGUGUUUUCACCUUUUAAAAGUGCAGUUUUAGUGCGAAGUUGUAAAGUGAGAUAUUGACAGUGUACCACAGCCGGGUCAGAUUUUCUGUGACCAUAUGGUGACAGGAAACCUGAUCCUGAAUUAGCAAACGUUUCUAAUGUGAGUUGUAAUAAUUCUUCACCCCCCUUUCAAAAGUAUUCCUUUUACGUAAGCAGUAGACCACACAGCAAUGUGGUUACCAAGACAAUGUCAGAGAGAGUUGCUGCUAUUCAAGCCAAAUACUUCCAUCAACUGGAGAAUCAUUUGGACAGUGUGCUCUAUACAGAGACCUUGGCCAAACCCAUGAAAGCAAAGAGAAACUAAAUUUAAACGUGGUUCUCAAAAAGCUGCUAAAAACACUUAAUUAAAAAAUAAAACAAUACUAGUCUAUUCUUCUUACAGUUUAAAAAAAAAAUCUAUUAUUUAUUUAUUUGUAAUUGCUAAAGAGCAAAACUUACUGCUUUUAAACAAGUCCGGUGAAAUGUUUUCACCCGUUUCAUAAUUUCCUGGGUGAAAAUUGUAAGUCAAGUCUCUUAGAAAUGUAAUAACUUGCUUCUCAUUAAGAAUUGG